Molecule: messenger RNA, 935 nt
Organism: Panicum virgatum (switchgrass)
Lineage: Eukaryota; Viridiplantae; Streptophyta; Magnoliopsida; Poales; Poaceae
Exons: 2
Coding region: 101-421 (106 amino acids)
Source: RefSeq, a predicted model, not a curated record
ACCGGUUCAGCGAAACCGUGUACCGGCCCGCACCCAACCCAGAUGGACCCGCCGUUCCGGUCCCUAGCGUGGGUUGAAGCCGGACCGGUAUGGACCCCACAUGAAGGAGGAGGUGGUCCACUGGUUUGCGGGUUCGACCCGUGAAAACCACGGAGGCCGCGGAAGCCAAACCCUACGCAUCGAGGCUACAGCGACGGGCGGCGACCGGCGGCCGGCGACCGUGACGAAGAUGCCGCGCGACGGCCUCGCUCGAGGCCUCGAGGUGGAGGCUGCACUCGCGGCCGAGGCAGCGUGGGAACUAAAGGAGGUUGUUGCAUCCAUGGAUGGGUCCUUGAAUAUGGAUGCGGACUCGACGCUGGAUCUCUCCAUCGAGCUCGGCGGUGAUGGAUCGAUCUCCGCUGACAAGAGUCACAUGGGGUGAAGAAAGAGACGCAAGCUCAGUUUAUCGAUUUUGCUCCUCUUGUUUCCCGAUGGAAAUAUCAGCAUUGCAGUAUCCCCUAAAGGAGAACCUUGAAGCCACAGAGAUUAAGGUAUUAUAUUUUUUUUACUUCUCUAGAUAUGCUGUAAGAUUUGUGAACAUGAUGCUCUGAAAAACAUAUAACUUGUAAUGACUGUUCUUGGAGUGGGGGGAUUGUCAGGAACGAUGACACAAUUUUUAGGCUGAAAUUGAAGAGCACGUGGGGACCAUCAACCCAAGCAAGCAGAGCUGAAGGACAACACAAGAAUGUGCUUAGCCACUAGUCUUAUCUGCAUCUUUAAUAGCUUCUGAAAUCUCAACUUGUAACUGAUUACAUAUAAUGUUAUGGACUUAUGGUCGAACCUUUUCGGUUAACGUUGGUUCAGUUUUAGUCUAUCAAGACAAUUCUAAAUCAGUAUUUAUGUUGUAGGGCACUGUCAUUUUCUUUCAUGUUGAUAAUUCAAUUAUUCAUUAUUCA